AUGGCUGACGGCGGCGGUACGCGCAAGUACUCGUGCAGGACAGCGUCGGAGACCCUAGUGUGGAUCCAUGCCAUAACAAGCUUCCUCGAGCCUUACCGGUUUUUCUUAGAUGCCCAUGUCGUCAAUUUCUUCAAGGAUAGACUGUGGGAAGCAGUUGAUAAAGAGUGGAUGGAUUGCCUGCGGGGAGAGCCUGUGGAGAAACUUCUGCAAAUUCCUUCUGGUGUGGUGCAGGGUAAUUGGCCUGCUUCACUUAAAGAGUACGUCCUUAAGUCAAGGUCCCUUUCUCUUCCCCGUGAUCAGGCUGAUCUGCAGGAGGCUUUCCCAGGUCUGAGAGCAGCACCACUGAACAGUGUCCUUGCCCAAGGCAUGAAUCAGAAGAAAAAACAUGAGACAGAAGCUCUUGCUGCUGUUAUUGGUUCCAUUGCUAGGAGAGUUGGGGCGGACACUAUUGUGGAUGUUGGCUCUGGUCAAGGUUAUCUUUCUCAAGUUCUUUCAUUUGAAUAUGAGCUUUCUGUCAUAGCAAUUGAUGCCUCUUCCCAUCAUGGGAGCAUUACUGAUGGACGGGCCAAGCGUAUUGAGAAGUACUAUGCAUCUAAAAUACGCAAGUCUCGAUCGGAGAAUAAAAGUUUCAGCAAGCCAAGAACAGUCACAUGCCGAGUGCUAUCACCUACCACGUUGAAAGAUAUCAGCAUCUCCCUGGUGCAAGUAAAUGACUCGGAGAAUCCAGCUAUUUUUAGAGACAAGACUGAUGAGCAAUGUUCAGAAAGGACUUCCAGAAGUGAAUCUUCCCCUCCCCUUAAAACAAAGAGCUCUUCAUUGGUUCUGGCUGGGCUUCAUGCAUGUGGAGAUUUAUCGGUGACAAUGAUUAGGACCUUUUUGGAAUGUAAUGAGGUGAAAGCAUUGUGA
Molecule: messenger RNA, 906 nt
Organism: Striga hermonthica
Lineage: Eukaryota; Viridiplantae; Streptophyta; Magnoliopsida; Lamiales; Orobanchaceae
Source: the annotation of a GenBank genome assembly